GAAAGUUCCUUCUUCUAAUAGCUUCCUGUUUUUGUCUGAAGCCAUACAUAGUACAGAUACAGCUCAUCUGCAGACCUGUGGGUGGUUUGUACAGUGGAUAUGAAAAAAGAAGUUAAACUUUUUGUCAAGCUUUCUUUUCAUAGCCAUCAAUGUCUGAAGAAGUUAUUUAUGCGGAUCUAAAAUUCCAAGAUGCCAGUAAAAUAGAAAAUAUCCAGGAGUUUGACCAAGUUGGCACAAAAGGAAACCAUGGAACAAGGACCAAAUGCUGUCCGGGAAAGUCAUGGUUUUCACCUCCUGCUAUUUUCCAUGUAUGGCGUCAAAGAGCCUUGGCUCUGGCUCUCCUGUGCCUUCUGCUACUAAUUGGACUGGGAGUCUUAGGAAGCAUGUUUUACAUAACUUCGAAGACAGAAAUGGAAAAGUUGAAAAAACUACAAUAUUUCAAAGAAGAACUUCAGAAGAAUGUUUCUCUACAACUGAUGCAUAAUAUGAAUAAUUCCAAGAAUAUCAUGAAACUCUCUAUCACACUGCAAAUAAUAGCCACCAAAUUAUGUUAUGAGCUAUCUAGAAAAAAACCAGAGCACCAAUGUAAUCCUUGUCCAAAGGAAUGGAUGUGGCAUGGGAACAGCUGCUAUUUACUAUCAAAAGAUUUUAAGACAUGGCCAAACAGUGACAAGAUGUGUUCUGCUAACAAUGCCAGCCUGUUGAAGAUUAAGGACAAAAGUGUAGCGGAAUUUAUAAAAUUCCAGAAGUUACAUGAUUACUGGCUGGGAUUAUCUCCCAGAAAAUAUUCCCUAGAUUAUCAGACCUUGGAGGAGAUAAUUAUGUCCUCUGACAGGUUUACAAGAAAUACAAAUGACCCAAGUGAUAGAAUAUAUUGCAGAAAUAUAAGAAAUGCAAUAUAUAUUUAUAGCGAUUACUGCACUAAGCAAAAAAAGUAUAUAUGUGAGAAGUUAGCUAAUCCAGUGAGGACUGAGAGUAUACUAAUGAAUGAAGUACCAGAUGGAAGAAUGUAGUUAGAGAAAUUAUUUUUCCUUACCUAUUAUCCUGCAAGUAAAGGCAACUUUGGGGAACAUACAUCUUGUGGGCUACAUAAAUGGAAUAAAGAUGCUGUGAGACUAAA
Messenger RNA from Rhinolophus ferrumequinum (greater horseshoe bat), 1120 nucleotides. RefSeq names its product C-type lectin domain family 12 member A (gene CLEC12A). The record is from RefSeq and is a predicted model, not a curated record. The coding region runs from base 150 to 1013 and encodes 287 amino acids. NCBI's taxonomy places the organism in Eukaryota, Metazoa, Chordata, Mammalia, Chiroptera, Rhinolophidae. The transcript has 8 exons. Gene Ontology annotation, molecular function: signaling receptor regulator activity.